ACAACGUUGAAAACAUCACCAAACAAUGGCCAGAAACUAAAGAUUAAGCAAGUAAAAGAAGAAUGGCUGGGUGACAACCAAAAAAAAACUCCAAAGGACGCUCAUUGGAACCUUCCAACGACGUCCUCAGCUUGGUGAAGAAGCAUCAGCGGCUAAGCCAGAACCUCAGCGGCAACUUCAAACGAAUGGUGGUAAUACACAACAGGAAGACUCUGCAGUUAUUGAGACAGACAGACUGAGCUGGUAUGAGAGCAAGGUAUGGAACCAGGAAACCUUCAAGGUCUAUCACAGAAUACCCAUGCAGAGAUCACAGAUUUAGUACAACAGCAGCCAAUACCUGAACCUGAACUGGAUAAUGGAACUAUGGCCGAUAGAAUAAGAGAUAGACGAAGAAACGCAGCACAGGUAGCAGAAAGAGCGUUAGAAGAAAUUAGACUUGAUGGUGCCUUUGAUUAUGAUUCCAACUUUGAAUACAUCAUUGAGGAUGACACCAACGGUUUUCAUGAGAAUGAUAAUCCAGUUUAUGAACAACAACAAUGGAGACCACGGAGACCACAUAACUUGGGGUUAAAUCCAGGUUGUGUUGAAAAGUGUGAUUAUUGCCAUGCUCUCCUCAUCGACACUGAGUUACCAUCUUUUUGUUGUGACAGGGGCAAAUUUUUGCUUGGUGAGAUAUUCAAAGAGCCUCCACAGUACACCUUGGAUGUCUUAUUGGAUCCAAUCACGUCCAAAUAUUCUCGAACAAUUAAUACCAUUCUUGGGCUCCAAAAGUACUGGUGAUUCGGGAGGUAGAACUUAUUCAAUGACCAUCAACGGGAGUUUGUUCCAUAGAGAUGAUGGCAUGAUAGCUCAAGAGAAUGGACAAGAGAAGUUGGAAGAAAUUUGUACACUAGCUCCUGGCUUAACUACAAAUCGCUAUCUCGAAUUGCUCAGAGGUGUUCAAAACGAUGAAGAAUAUAAUAAACUUGAGGAC
Williopsis jadinii is the source of this 973-nucleotide messenger RNA. RefSeq lists its product as uncharacterized. Lineage: Eukaryota; Fungi; Ascomycota; Saccharomycetes; Phaffomycetales; Wickerhamomycetaceae. Bases 259 to 780 code for a protein of 173 amino acids. The transcript has a single exon. The record is from RefSeq and is a predicted model, not a curated record.